GAGAACUUGAAUAAUAAUGGACUCGUGCUCCAAUAACGGGGAUGACAAGGAUCCUGAUGUUGAGCUGUUUGUUAAGGCUGGGAGUGACGGGGAGAGUAUUGGAAACUGUCCUUUCUCACAGCGUCUCUUCAUGAUCCUCUGGCUGAAAGGCGUCGUUUUCAACAUCACCACUAUCGACAUGAAGAGGAAGCCACCUGACCUGAAUAAUCUAGCUCCUGGGACACAUCCACCUUUCCUCACAUUCAAUGGGGAAGUCAAGACAGACGUCAAUAAGAUUGAAGAGUUCCUGGAGGAAGUUUUGGCGCCUCCCAAGUACCCAAAACUUGCUGCAAAGCAGAAGGAAUCGAAUACUGCCGGGAAUGACAUUUUUGCUAAAUUCUCAGCAUACAUCAAGAACACAAAGCCAGAGGCCAAUGCAGGUCUGGAGAAAAGUCUGACCCGGGCCUUGAGAAGGCUGGAUAGCUACCUGAACGCCCCUCUUCCAGGUGAGGUCCAGGAAGGCAACACAGAAGACAGGAGCUCCAGGCGCAAGUUCCUGGAUGGAGAUGAGCUGACGCUGGCUGACUGCAACCUCCUGCCAAAGUUACACAUUGUCAAGGUGGUUGCAAAGAAGUACCGUAAGUACGAAAUUCCAGAAGAGAUGACUGGGGUGUGGCGCUACCUGCGAAAUGCCUAUGAACAAGAAGAGUUUGUGAACACAUGUGCUGCAGACCAGGAGAUUGAGCUGGCCUACAUGGACGUGGCGAAGCGGCUGGCAAAGUGA
Scleropages formosus (Asian bonytongue) is the source of this 763-nucleotide messenger RNA. RefSeq names its product chloride intracellular channel 5a (gene clic5a). Lineage: Eukaryota; Metazoa; Chordata; Actinopteri; Osteoglossiformes; Osteoglossidae. The transcript has 6 exons. The record is from RefSeq and is a predicted model, not a curated record. Bases 17 to 763 code for a protein of 248 amino acids.